This is a messenger RNA of Lagopus leucura (white-tailed ptarmigan), 705 nucleotides long. RefSeq names its product bromodomain-containing protein 4-like. The record is from RefSeq and is a predicted model, not a curated record. Gene Ontology annotation, biological process: positive regulation of transcription elongation by RNA polymerase II; chromatin remodeling. NCBI's taxonomy places the organism in Eukaryota, Metazoa, Chordata, Aves, Galliformes, Phasianidae. Bases 128 to 613 code for a protein of 161 amino acids. Gene Ontology annotation, cellular component: chromatin; nucleus. The transcript has 3 exons.
UCCGAUUAAUUGCUUUGUUUGUUUCAUCAGAUACUCUAUCUAAAGGCAUUUGUGCCUGAAGCCACGGAAGAUAGAUGGACAAGCCAAGCAACUUCUGACCCUGCAUCAUUUUCUGGGGCAAAAUUGUAUGGCAAUGUAUCCUACAAGGGUGUCUGGUGAGGAAUGCAAUGGGAUCAAUAGCAUGUCUGCAGAGAGCGGCCCCGGGACGAGACUGAGAAAUCUGCCAGUGAUGGGCGACGGCCUCGAAGCCACCCAGAUGUCGACAGCGCAGGCGCAGGCGCAACCGCAGCAAGGCAGCACCGUCGGCGUCAACCCCCCUCCUCCAGAGACCUCCAACCCCAACAAACCCAAGCGGCAGACCAACCAGCUGCAGUACCUGCUCAAAGUGGUGCUCAAAACGCUAUGGAAGCACCAGUUUGCGUGGCCUUUCCAGCAGCCCGUGGAUGCUGUCAAGCUGAACCUCCCCGAUUAUUAUAAGAUAAUUAAAACGCCGAUGGACAUGGGAACAAUAAAGAAACGCUUGGAGAAUAACUACUACUGGAAUGCUCAAGAAUGUAUCCAGGAUUUUAACACGAUGUUUACAAACUGUUACAUCUACAACAAGGUACGAUGAGCUCCUCUGCGUUUUCAGAGGGGAUCUGCUGGUCUCUGCAGGCUCCGUAGGUCCGUUGUGUUGUUUGUAGCUCUGUGAAAAGCCAAAUUGUG